CGAGUUGCAGCUAUCAAACCGCAAACAUGGCCGAACUGCGACCGCUGGACACACAACUCGCUGCGCUCGCUCUCACCGAGUGCAACGAGCAGCAGUCGGAGCGGGAGGCAUUGAUAGCCACACUGCAGAUAUGGAUCGACAAAUCACCGCAUUUAAGAGCGCGCACAGAUGCGCACCUGCUGCUGGCCUUUCUGCGUCGCUGUCGCUUCAGUAUGGAGGAGACCAAGCGGCGCAUCGAUAACUACUAUUCGCUACGCAAUCCCUUUCCCGAGGUGCUCUGCAAACGACAAGUGGAUGAGGCCCUGAUGAGACAGUUUGAUCGCGGCAUUCAUGUGAUACCCAGCCGUCCAGCUGGUCCGCAAGGACCACGUGUUAUCAUCUCGCAAUUCUGUAAAAUCGAUCCCAAGCAAUCGAAUCCCCGCGAAGCCUUCAAACUUCUCUUCAUGCUGUUGGAGUUGCUAGCGCUGGAGUGCGAUAUUGCGUCCGUGAAUGGAUUAUUUUAUGUUGUCGAUGCACGUGACGUCAACAUGGAGCAAAUGCUGCAAUACGAUCCAUUUCUGCUGAAGAAAACCUUUAUGCUAGUCGAUCAGUGUUUGCCGCUGCGCUUUGCCGAGAUACACUUGGUGAAUAUGUUGCCAUCGGGACAGAAGAUUUUUAAUUUUGUCACCUCGUUCCUGCCCGCAAAUCUGCCCUUUAAGUUUAUUGUGCACAAAAAGUCGGAGGAUUUGUAUAAUCAUCUACCGAAGGAGGCGAUGAUCAUUGAGUAUGGCGGCACCAAUGGUUACCAGGCCGAGGCCUUGGAUUACUGGCGCCAAAAACUCAACGAGUACAAGAAUUACUUUGCUGAGGAUGCCCAAUACGGUACAAAUGAGAAGUUGCGCGUGGGUCUGGCCAAUGCCUGGGCCAGUGGAGAACUGAGCGGCACCAGCGGAUCCUUUCGCAAGCUGGAAGUGGACUGAAACGCUGCUCUCGCUGCUUGUUCUUAUGUCUUCUUUAUUAUUAGUAUUUAAUUAAGUAGUAGUUGGUAUGGCUAAACGAAAAAAUACUAAAUUAGUUCUAAUUUUUCACUGGUCAUCUUUGCUCUUUGCUUUUUUGUUUUGGUAUAGCGCGUAUCCUUUGACUGGCUCUUAAAAUAUAUUUUACAAUUAA
This is a messenger RNA of Drosophila grimshawi, 1149 nucleotides long. Its product is annotated as alpha-tocopherol transfer protein-like. Gene Ontology annotation, cellular component: membrane. Gene Ontology annotation, molecular function: phosphatidylinositol bisphosphate binding. The record is from RefSeq and is a predicted model, not a curated record. Lineage: Eukaryota; Metazoa; Arthropoda; Insecta; Diptera; Drosophilidae. The transcript is spliced from 3 exons. Bases 27 to 959 code for a protein of 310 amino acids.